UCUGAAUGUGUUCAGCGUCAGUAUCACUUUAUAAAUGAGAACAAGUACUGGGCUGAAGCUCAGAGUUACUGCAGAGAGAAUUACACAGAUCUGGCCACCGUUCACAACAUGAACGACAUGAUCGAGCUGAACAAGAGUGUGAAAGUGAAUGAUGGAGUUGUCUGGAUUGGUCUUCAUGGUACAAAUGAUAGUAAAUGGCAUUGGUCUUCAGGUGAUCCUGUGCUCUUUGUGAACUGGGCAUCUGGACAACCAUACAGUGGUGAUAAUUGUGCUGUUAUAAAAAAUGGACAGUGGUUUGUUGGGGCAUGUACUGCCAUCUGGACUUUCAUCUGCUACAACAUGAGCAGAGGACUGGUGUUUGUCAAUCAGACGAUGAACUGGAGAGAUGCUCAGAGUUACUGCAGACAGAAUCACAUUGAUCUGGUCAGUGUGAGGAACCAGAAUGAGAAUCAACAGCUGGAGAAGUUCAUUAAUGACAGUCGGGCAUUUGGAUCUGAAGUCUGGAUCGGUCUGUUCAGAGACCCAUGGCAGUGGUCAGAUCAGAGCAACUCCUCAUUCAGAUACUGGAAACCUAGUGCACCUUAUGCUCCAGAUGAUAAACACUGUGCAGCUGUUGAAAUAUUCAGUCAGGGACAAUGGGAUGACUACUUGUGUAGUGUUAGAUGGCAGUUUCCUUUCGUGUGUCAUGAAGGUGAUUUCUGCUUUGUUUUGUGUCCAGAUAAACUGAUUGUGAUCCAGCAGAAUCUGUCGUGGUCUGAAGCUCUGAGAUACUGCAGACAGAAUCAUGUGGAUCUGGUCUCGGUUCAGUCAGUGGAGAUGCAGCGUCGUGUGAUGAACGUGGUUAAACUGGCGUCUACUGAGGCGGUGUGGUUGGGUUUACACAACUACUGCAGCAUGAACAUGUGGCUCUGGGUCAGUGGAGACAUGGUGUGCUAUCAGAACUGGGCUCCAGGGAACGGCAGCACACCGGAAAACUGCAAACUGGAGAAGAGAAAAGGAGCAGUUCAGUCUGGAGGAGAUCAGACCUGGAUCAGCCUUCCUGAAUCUCACAGACUCAACUUCAUCUGCACUAACUACUGAGAGAAAAGACGUGAGAUUGUUGGUGUUUACUUCCAUUAACUGUUUUCACACUGCAUUAUUUUUAUCCUCAUUUACUUCUUAGUGUUGGAUUUUUUUUUACUUUGCUUUGGUUUGUGGAAAACAGCUGAUUGAAUGUGGACAAAAGUCUUUUAAAAAACUGUUACAUACUAAUAUUAUUAUUAUUAUUA
Danio aesculapii is the source of this 1268-nucleotide messenger RNA. Its product is annotated as macrophage mannose receptor 1-like. The record is from RefSeq and is a predicted model, not a curated record. The transcript has 3 exons. NCBI's taxonomy places the organism in Eukaryota, Metazoa, Chordata, Actinopteri, Cypriniformes, Danionidae. The coding region runs from base 109 to 1080 and encodes 323 amino acids.